GGCUCCAGCACUGCAGCACCACUCCCCUCUCUGUCAGACCAGGAUCUAUCUUCUCCCCGAGCCUCCCAGCCUGUGUGACCGCUGCUGCCUCUGGACUGCUGUGGACUCUCACUGGAUGUCAGCACACAAAACUAUUUCUACAUUAAAACCGGCUGUCAAACCCUCCGGAGUCGCAUGAAGUUGGAAAUACGACGCUUUUGAACUUCACCUCCAAACGUGGAUGUGAUCAUCAGCAAUCAGGUUUCAUUAUCCAUACAUGGGGAGCAGUCCAUGGACCUAAGUGUGACCCAGAGGUUCCUACAUCCAGGCCUAGAUUCGGCCAUGCUGGCCCCCCACCCUCCCUUCUUCCUGGGACCCCUCACCUCUCAGCAUUGCUCCCAGUUUUCCCAGCAGCACUUGCAGUAUAACACUGAACAAAGGCCAAGAGAGAUGGAGCAGGAGAAAAGAGAAGAGCUCCAACAGCUGAUACGAAAGAAUAAAAAUGAGCAGAGUGCUGUAGCCAGUCCUCUGGUAAAGCAGAAACUUCGGGAACACAUUAUUAUGAAGAGCCAGCCCACCCAUGACAGGGUCACUCCCAACCACAACAGUCCCGCACCAGGAUACAGGCUGCCAGUUCCUGACAUGUCCCCAAAGUCUCAGCCUACAGCCUGUGACCAGCGGAAAGACCUCGCCCUGCGUAGGACAGUCUCUGAGCCCACUCUGAAGUGGAAGUUAAAGAAGCUCAUCAGUACAAGGCCAAAUCCACUGCAGCGUAAGAUCAGUGCACCUCCCGCAGUCAAGCACAGGACAGAAACUCAUGACUCCUCCCCCAGCAGCAGUAGCAACCCAGCAUCUGGGUGCAGCUCACCCAAUGACAGCCUCCAUUCAGAUAAUGGGCACCUCCCACUGGCUCAAGAGGCACAGAGGUUGUUGGCCCAUUUCACCUUGCCUCCCAACCCCACUGCCAUGCCCAACAUCACUGCUGGACUUCCUGCACAGGCUGACCUGCGAGUAGCCAGGCCACUGGCAGUAUCUGCUCUGCAUCCGGUCUACCUGCCUCUGGAAGGAGGCACUUCAGCCCUGGGUCAGCACCUGCAGCCCGUGCUCAUACUGGAACCACACACAGGACUGGUGCACUCGCAACUUGUCUCCCUUCAUGGUUUGAGCUCCAUUCCUCUGCAGCAGCAGCAGCAGCAGCAGCCUCACCUGUCCUCCCACACCAGAAGGGAAGGCAUAGUUACCUUGGCCUCUCACAGACCCCUGGAGCGAACACGCUCAGAGCCUCCACCCUACAGCCACUCACCCCUCAGUCUGCAUGCCAACCGUCACUUACACAUCCAGCACCAGCUGUCCCAGCAAUACCACAAGAGCGGACUGGAAAGGUUCAAGCAGAUUCCACACCUGAGCAAGAUCCCAUCGGAGGACAUGGACCUGGAGGAGAUUGGCUCAGAAUCAGGUUCGGGACCCGGGUCCGUGUGUGAUUCAGAACCGGGUUCUAUGUGUGAGGACAGCUAUUGCAGGAGACAGAGCACUGCCAGCACAGACUCGGUUUAUGACACAGAGUCCACUACCUCCUCGCGGGACAGCUUGAUCGAGCCCUCACAUUCACUCAGUCAGAGGCAGGUGAUCCUUAGAUCAGGUCUCCAGCUGGAACCCCCGGGUGCGCCUGCCCUAAUUUGGCAUCAUCAGCCUCUGGUUCGGACACAGUCCUCCCCAGCCUCCACUUCCUUGCCUCCUCCUCCACAUCCACCUACAACCAUGCCUUCCCUGUCGCUGUCCAGCCCUCCUGCAGACGUCAAGCUACGCUUCACCACAGGUCUGGUUUAUGAUGCUCAAAUGCAGAAGCACCAGUGUACCUGUGGGGACAACAGCCGGCACCCUGAGCAUGCUGGGAGGGUCCAGAGCAUCUGGUCCAGACUGCAUGAGAGAGGUCUCAGGAAUCAGUGUGAGCGUAUCCGCAGUAGGAAGGCGACUCUAGAAGAGCUGCAAUCAGUCCAUUCAGAGAAACAUGUGCUUCUGUUCGGCACCAACCCGCUCAACCGCCUCAAGCUGGACAACCGCAAGCUGGCUGGAAUCUUAUCUCAACGGAUGUUUGUGAUGUUACCAUGUGGAGGAGUUGGGGUUGACAUUGAUACAAUCUGGAAUGAACUUCACACAUCAGUAGCUUCCCGCAUUGCUGCAGGAUGUGUCACAGACCUGGCACUGAAGGUGGCCCAAGGAGAGCUGAAGAAUGGCUUUGCAGUGGUGAGGCCUCCUGGACACCAUGCAAACCACUCAUCCCCUCUGGGCUUCUGUUUCUUCAACUCUGUGGCUAUUGCUGCCAAACAGCUCCAGCACAAACUCAACGUCAGCAAGAUCCUCAUCGUGGACUGGGAUGUCCAUCAUGGUAAUGGCACCCAGGAAGCCUUCUAUAAUGACCCAAAUGUGCUGUACAUCUCUCUACAUCGCUAUGAUGAUGGCAACUUCUUCCCUGGUAGUGGACAUCCCAGCGAGGUUGGUGCAGGUGCAGGAGAGGGCUUCAAUGUGAAUGUAGGAUGGACAGGGGGUUUGAACCCUCCCAUGGGGGAUGCAGAGUACCUGGCUGCAUUCAGAUCCGUGGUGAUGCCCAUUGCCCACGAGUUUUCCCCUGAUGUUGUGCUGGUGUCUUCUGGCUUUGAUGCAGUCGAAGGACAUGUGUCAUCACUGGGAGGUUACAAGGUCACAGCCAAGUGUUUUGGCUUUCUGACCCGUCAGCUGAUGUCACUGGCUGGGGGUCGGGUGGUCCUGGCUCUGGAGGGGGGGCAUGACCUCAAGGCGAUCUGUGAUGCAUCUGAAGCCUGCGUCAGCGCCCUGCUGGGCAUGGAGGUGGAGCCUCUGUCCCAGUCUGUGUUGGACCAAAAGCCUUGUGAAAAUGCUGUCCACUCUCUGCAGAGAGUCAUCCAGGUUCAGGGUGAGUACUGGCAGAGUGUGAAGGAUUCGGCUGCCACAGUGGAUCUGUCCUACCUGCAGGCGCAGAGACGGAGGCUGAGACGAGACUCGGACAGCGAGGCCGUCAGCGCCAUCGCCUCGCUGUCGAUGGGAGCUGUCACCUCUGACAAGAAACAGACAGAAAAACUGACAGAGAAAGGUGAUUCCCUCUGAGGAAACAGUCUCCUGACAGCUGCCUUCAACCAUGGAAACACACACACACACACACACACACACACAGAUCUAUGCAUUUGGACUUUCACUGGAAGCAUAUGUCCUCCUCAGUUUGACCACUGUACUCAUCGCCUCACAAAAACUCCUCCACCUGCAAAACUACUGGCUGCAGUCUGACCACUCAAACACACACUGACUACAUUCAUUUUCUCACGACGCCGUUCCUGAAGAAGACAUCUUUCCGUGAAAUGAGGAAAAGCUUAACAGAAAGACAACCAGAGGCAGGUUAAUGAAGGAUCUUUACACUUUAGUAGCAUUGGGAGCAUGACGUAGCACAUAUACACACUUGACAAAGCACAGCUCUGCGAGUUCAAACAUUCACCUUGUAAAUGACUCCCACAAGACCUGCGAGAGAACCCUCGCACUGUUGUAACCUUGAAGGCGGGGUCAAGGGUCACCCGGAGCCAUUCACUCAGAGCGGAAGGAGUCGUCCCCGCAGGACGUGCCGGUGAAGGAGAGCAGACACAUCCUCCUCCGCGUCCCACUAUGAUGAUGUCAUUUGUCUGAAUGCGACAAACAUCCAAUGAAGGAAAAAGAUCAGGAUCUUCUGAUCGGUUUUUGCACUGCACCGUUCUGUGAUGUGACAAGACAGAGGAGACGCAGCCACGGCGGCCAUGUUGACAAUCAAACGUCUUGUUUGUUCAUGUUUUCAGUUUCAUUCAUUUGACCCGUGGCACACAUUUUGAAUGUCAGCGGGUUUUUUUGUUGUUGUUGUUGUUUAAGAAUCCAGUAAGAGUGAAGCUACAGUGAAGUCUGAGAUACAUAUGUUUCAUAUUGUUUUGUAUGUCCACAUAUUUUCUUAAGUCCUUUUUUUUUCUUUUUUGGCCUGUCGGGCGAGCAUAUGCAGCAUAGAUGGCUGCAGUUAUUUUUGCGGCUCCCCGGCAGAUAAAAGAAGACACAUCGGCCUUUGAUGAAAUGCAUCUUAAAAGUGUAGACAUACUGUAGUUUACCGGUGGCAUUAGUCACAUUAAAGAGCUAAUACCUUCAGUCAGUGGAGUUUCAAUAUCGGGGAGACUCUUUACACGUCAGCAAAGACACAAAUUACCCAUGACCACUCAGAUAUGAUUGUAUAUGUGACGAAGCAGAUCACAUUUUGGAUGAGACCCAUCCAAAGACGUAAUGAAGAUCCCACCCUUAAAGUGCACUUACAUUUCCCUCAGGAUGGGAGAAGUUUAAAUGGACCAGCGUUUCUACCUGUGGAUGAGCAUUCCUGCUGUAAAUUCAUUUUAACCUUUUAUUUCUUUCAUAACAUGGACAAACUGAUGUGUCCUCCGUUCAUUAUUGACGUAGCAGUGUUGUGUUUAGUGUCAGCGGCAAGGACCAAACGACAUUUUAGCAAUCAGGACGCAGCAGUGAUACUGACAGAGCUGAAUCUCCACACAGUGCAAUUGGACACAGGUUAAGCGCAACCAAAGUUUAUGAGAACAAUGUGCCGUCCCUGGACUGGCAUGGCUUAAAGAACUUCAAAGACUUUGAAGAGUUUGUGAAUGUUUCUUUUUUCUAUCCAAACAGUUGAACAGCACCAAAAGCACAUGACGGACAUAUAAACAAAUUCAUUUUUUCAACAAAAAAAACCCUAUUUAUACAUUCAGAUUCUGUGUCUUUGAAGUGCUCUUUGCAUGUCUAACACAAUUUUGACGGUGCUAUGGAUUAUUCCUUUUUUUAAGUGCUGUAUGUUUGCUUUUCUUUCUUUCUUUAUGUUGCGUUUGCAACUCGAAACCUGUCAAACCUUUUUUUUUUUUUUUAUGUGAUGAAAAUGUGAAAAGAAAUGAGACGGUGAGUUUCAGCUCCAUAUCAUGCAAGACAGCCCGAGUGUAGCUUUACGUAGUUUUAGGAGAACAUUUAUGACAGUGACUUGACAUAUCUAAUGUCUUAUCUUUUGUCUUAAUUCAUACAAAUGACUUAUUUUUGUAUUUUGAUCUCAAAAAUGAACCCAGUGCGUACUUAGAGACCAAAUUAUCAGCCAGUGUGCCUUGAAGUAUCAUACUGACCAGCCAGUGUGAAGGUAGCCUUAACAAACUGGAUCUUAAAUAUUUUCUCUCUGAACUGACUCUGUUUCUGUACAGUGUACAUAAUGACGUGUUUGUCUUUUCUACUAUUUUUGUUUCCCCAAAAAAAUCCUUAAUAAAGGUAAAUUAUAUACAUUUGAAUAA
This is a messenger RNA of Centropristis striata (black sea bass), 5312 nucleotides long. RefSeq names its product histone deacetylase 7-like. The record is from RefSeq and is a predicted model, not a curated record. The transcript has 26 exons. Gene Ontology annotation, cellular component: histone deacetylase complex. Gene Ontology annotation, biological process: chromatin organization; negative regulation of transcription by RNA polymerase II. The coding region runs from base 271 to 3099 and encodes 942 amino acids. Gene Ontology annotation, molecular function: histone deacetylase activity. Lineage: Eukaryota; Metazoa; Chordata; Actinopteri; Perciformes; Serranidae.